Messenger RNA from Acomys russatus (golden spiny mouse), 4080 nucleotides. It is a transcript of the gene Scaf1, whose product is annotated as SR-related CTD associated factor 1. The record is from RefSeq and is a predicted model, not a curated record. Lineage: Eukaryota; Metazoa; Chordata; Mammalia; Rodentia; Muridae. Gene Ontology annotation, molecular function: RNA polymerase II C-terminal domain binding.
UGACCAGAAUGGCUCUAGUCCCUGCAGGUCAUCAGGAGCGAGGUGGAGGAGGGGCACUAAAGGAGGAUGCUGCCACGGAGACAGCAGUGGAGGCCCCGAGGUCUUCGUCACCUCUGUCCCUGCCUACCUCAGCCUUCCCUCCAAACUGUUGUCCUCAACCCCAGGUGACCAUGGAGGAAGAAGAUGAGUCUCGAGGUAAAACAGAAGAGUCCGGAGAGGAGCGGGGAGACGGUCCACCCGACAGAGAUCCUGCCCUUUCUCCUUCUGCCUUUAUCCUGCGGGCUAUUCAGCAGGCUGUGGGAAGCUCCCUGCAGGGGGACCUGCCUAAUGAUAAAGAUGGCUCUCGGUGUCGUGGCCUUCGAUGGAGGCGCUGCUGCCGGAGUCCACGGUCAGAGCCUCGUCCACAGGAGUCAGGGGGCGCUGACACAGCCGCUGUAUUGGACACAGCCGCAGAUAGCUUCCUUGUGGGGCUGGUGAGCAUCCUGGAUCCCCCGGACACUUGGGUUCCCAGCCGCCUGGACCUGCGACCUGGCGAAAGUGAGGACAUGCUAGAGCUGGUGGCUGAGGUCCGCAUCGGUGACAGGGACCCCAUGCCUCUACCUGUGCCCAGUCUGCUGCCCCGCCUCAGGGCCUGGAGGACAGGAAAGACAGUUUCUCCACAGUCCCACGCUUCUCGACCUGCCUGUGCCCGGCAGCUCCUCACCUUGGGCACAGGGGAUGGAGGGCCUGCCCCGCCACCUGCUCCCUCCUCUGCCUCCUCCUCGCCUUCCCCUUCCCCAUCCUCAUCUUCUCCUUCUCCUCCGCCUCCUCCUCCACCCCCGCCACCCCCUGCUCUGCCUGCCCCCCGGUUUGACAUCUAUGACCCCUUCCACCCCACCGACGAGGCCUAUUCCCCACCACCAGCCCCUGAGCAAAAAUAUGACCCCUUCGAGCCCACGGGCUCUAACCCCAGCUCAUCAGCGGGGACCCCCUCACCAGAGGAGGAGGAGGAAGAGGAGGAAGAGGAGGAGGAAGGUCUGUCACAGAGCAUCAGCCGCAUCUCAGAGACCCUGGCGGGCAUCUACGAUGACAACAGCUUGAGCCAGGACUUCCCAGGUGAUGAAAGCCCCCACCGGGAACCCCCAACCCCUCAGACGCUAGGACCCCCAGGGACGCCACCACAGGCCGACUCCACGCGGGCCGAAGGGGCCCCGCGCCGCAGGGUCUUUGUAGUGGGACCGGAGGCUGAGGCCUGUCUUGAGGGCAAGGUAUCGGUGGAAGUAGUGACAGCCGGUGGACCAGCGCUGCCCCUGCCACCACUACCUGCGACUGAUCCGGAGAUAGAGGAGGGUGAGAUUGUGCAGCCUGAGGAGGAGCCCAGGGUGGCAGUGUCAUUGUUCCGCUCUGCCCGCCCUCGUCAGCCUCCUGCCUCAGUAGCCACCCUUGCUUCAGUGGCCGCCCCCGCUGCACCCCCAGCCUCUGCUCCGCGUGCCCCCGAGGGCGAUGAUUUCCUGUCGCUGCAUGCUGACUCUGAUGGCGAGGGAGCGCUGCAGGUGGACCUGGGUGAGCCACCCGCACCGCCUGCGGCUGACGCGCGCUGGGGCAGCUUGGACCUGCGCCGCAAAAUCCUAACACAGCGCCGGGAGCGCUACCGGCAGCGCUCCGCCUCGCCGGGCCCUCCACCUGCGCGCAAGAAGGCGCGCCGUGAGCGUCAGCGCAGCGGGGACCCAGCGCCACCCGACUCGCCCACCUGGGAUGCCAAGAAGCAUCGCUCACGUGAGCGCAAGGUUGGCUCCCAUUCCACUGCCCGCCGUCGCUCGCGUUCCCGCUCCCGUUCCCGCCGCCGGUCCCGUUCCCGCAGCGCAGACCGCAGACGAGGGGGCCACCGCUCUCGCUCCCGGGAGAAGCGCAGGCGCCGGCGGCGCUCAGCCUCACCACCUCCAGCAGCAUCCUCGUCUUCAUCCUCGAGACGUGAGCGGCACCGCGGCAAGCGUCGGGAGGGUGGCAAGAAGAAAAAAAAGCGAUCUCGGUCGCGGGCAGAGAAACGGUCUGGGGAUUUGGAGAAGCUGCCCGCACCUGUGCCUGCCUCAGGCUCUGACCGUGACAGCCGGCGCCGUGGGGCCGUGCCACCCUCUAUCCAGGACCUCACGGACCACGACCUGUUUGCCAUCAAACGGACCAUCACGGUGGGUCGCCCGGACAAGGCAGAGCCCCGGGCACCUUCGCCAGCACCUGCUGUGUCUCCGAAGCGGGAGGUGCUGUACGACUCUGAGGGUCUCAGUGCUGAUGACCGGGGUGGCAAGAGCGGCAAGGACCGACGGCGCUCAGGGGCUGCGUCCUCGUCCUCGUCCUCAAGGGAGAAAGGGUCCCGACGGAAGGCCCUCGAUGGGGGCGACCGGGGCAGAGAUAGGGACAGGUCAUCCAAGAAGAUGCGGCCGCCUAAGGACUUGGCGUCUGGCCCAGGGCCACUGCCCAAAGCCCCGUUAAGCAGCGGCUCCUCAUCCUCAUCGUCAUCCUGCUCUUCCCGCAAAGUGAAACUGCAAUCCAAGGUGGCCGUGCUCAUCCGAGAGGGCGUCAGCAGCACCACCCCUGCCAAGGAUUCCUCAUCUUCGGGCCUGGGCUCCAUUGGGGUCAAGUUUAGCCGCGACCGUGAGAGCCGCUCGCCGUUCCUCAAGCCGGACGAGCGGGCUCCUGCAGAAGUGGCCAAGGUGGCUCCGGGCAGCACCAAGCCCAAAAAGACCAAGGCCAAGGUCAAGGCCGGGGCCAAGAAAGCCAAGGGGACCAAGGGAAAGACCAAGCCGUCGAAGACCAGGAAGAAGAUCCGCAGUGGAGGUAGCAGCACAGCCAGCGGUGGGCCUGGUUCACUGAAGAAGUCCAAGGCUGACAGCUGCAGCCAGGCAGCCAGCGCCAAGGGGACAGAGGAAACAUCAUGGUCUGGGGAGGAACGGACCACCAAGGCCCCCAGUACUCCACCACCUAAGGUAGCCCCACCUCCACCCGUGCUCACCCCGGACUCCCAGACUGUGGAUAGCAGCUGCAAGACCCCUGAAGUCUCCUUCCUGCCAGAGGAAGCCAGUGAGGACACUGGGGUCCGAGGAGGGGCAGAGGAGGAGGAAGAAGAGGAAGAAGAAGAGGAGGAAGAAGAGGAGCAGCAGCCUGCCACUACCACAGCCACCAGCACCGCUGCAGCUGCCCCAAGCACUGCCCCCAGUGCGGGAUCUACAGCUGGAGACUCUGGCGCAGAGGAUGGGCCAGCUGCUAGGGUCUCCCAGCUGCCAACGCUCCCCCCACCCAUGCCCUGGAACCUGCCCGCUGCUGUGGACUGCACUACCAGUGGUGUCCUCGCCUUGACUGCACUGCUAUUCAAGAUGGAGGAAGCCAACCUGGCCAGCCGAGCAAAGGCCCAGGAGCUGAUCCAGGCCACCAACCAGAUCCUCAGCCAUCGGAAGCCACCCUCCACUCUGGGGGUGACCCCAGCUCCCGUACCCACUUCCUUGGGUCUGCCCCCAGGCCCCUCCAGCUAUCUGCUUCCUGGCAGCCUCCCCAUAGGGGGCUGUGGCUCUACCCCUCCUACCCCCACUGGGCUGGCCCCUGCAUCUGACAAGAGAGAGGGCAGCAGCAGCUCAGAGGGACGUGGGGACACUGACAAGUAUCUGAAGAAGCUACACACACAGGAGCGUGCAGUGGAGGAGGUGAAGUUGGCCAUCAAACCAUACUACCAGAAGAAAGACAUCACCAAGGACGAGUACAAGGACAUCCUGAGGAAGGCUGUCCACAAGAUCUGCCACAGCAAAAGCGGUGAGAUCAACCCUGUCAAGGUGAGCAACCUGGUGAGGGCCUACGUCCAGCGCUACCGCUACUUCCGCAAGCACGGUCGCAAGCCGGGGGACCCCCCAGGACCACCUCGGCCACCCAAGGAGCCUGGGCCCCCAGACAAGGGUGGCCCAGGCCUGCCCCUGCCCCCUCUCUGAGACUCCAUACCCUGCCCCUGCGCCUCUGAGAUUCUGGACAUAUUUAUGGCUCCACUUCCCCACUACACCUCCCACAGUGGGAUGAUGGGGAGGGUUGCUGUGAGGAAGACGAGACCCCCCCCAUGAGCCC